AUGGAUUAUCUAAAACAAAAGCAUAAGAAUUAUGAGGUGAGCAUCACAAGCUUAAAAUAACACGUGGAUGAAUAUUUGCACCCUAUUAAAUAGAAGAGGAAGCAUUACAUAAAUAAGUUCAAUUCAGAAUUACAAAUUGAAAACCCACAGCCCAAAUAAGAAGAUAAAUAAUCUAUACAACAAAUUUCUGUAUAAAAAUUAUAGAGAAAAAAAUUCUUAAAAAGAUUAGACAUCUACUUAGAGUUCUUUGAAGGGAUCAAGGAAUCAGAGCAACAAUUUGGUCAAUAAUUAAAUGAUUUAGAUAGUAAAUUGUUGUCAGAAAAUGAAAUUACCAUUGUAGAUAAAUACACCGAGGAGGGAAAUGACAUCAUAUAACAAUUGACAGGCAUUUAAUUGAGCUCUAAAUUAUACUUGUACUUACCCUAAUGGAAAGACUUUAAGAAAGUAUUAAAAUAAAUUAGUCAAUGCCAUACCGAAGUCUCUUAAGACAUGUAUAGAGUGAGUCUUCAACUCCACUAACUCAGGAAGGGGUAUCUUAAAGAUGUGGAAGAGAUAAGAAAACAAAGAAAGAAAUUGAAACACCAAACAGUUGAGAUCUAUUAACAUUACUAGAAGAUUUUAAAUGAAUUUGUACAAAAUGAAAAAGAUUUAUAAACGUUUACUUAAGCUCAUUCAGAAAUGCUCAAGAGAAAAGAUGAUCCUACUCAAAUCAUUAAAAGCGAAAUGAAAGUGAAAUUAUAAAUGCAGUAAUCAGAUAAUAUCAGAUUGAAAUUAACUGAUGCCAGGGAUAGAAUCAAAGAAAAUUAAAUAGAAAUUAAUGAGUUUAAUUAAAAAAUGCAACAAUUUCAAGUUAAUUACGAAGAAUAAAGAGUUAUAUUUGUAAAAUAGGGAUUCCAAGCAUUCUUAAUAACAUCUGAGAAUUAUGCCAGUCAAUUUUAAACCUAUAUCUCCACAUUGAUAGUCAUUAUUGAUGAAGAUUAUUACCAAAUAUAUCCCUCAAGAUAAAAUAGGAGUCCAAAAUCACCCCAAAAACAAGUGUUGGAAAAUCAAUAACAAGGUUAACUACUUGAACUUGAAAUCAAUGAAUAAAUAAAAGAAAUUUAAAGGCAAACAACCUAUUAACUCCAACAAUGGUAAAUAGUCUAAAAGUAUAAUGAAGAAUUGGAAUACUUCUUUAGAGAUACAAUCUAAAUAUUGAACCAAAUGACUAUUGAUAAGGAUUUUUCACUUGUAAAAUAGUAAGUAGAACAGGAAAAAUAGGAUGUAUCAAGUGUUUUCAAUAUACUCUUUUCUAGUUUAGUUAGUGUUAUUAAAAUAAUUAAAGAUACUAAUAAAUAGUUAGUUGAUUAGGUCGAAAGGAAGAGAUAGGAUAUAGCUAAAUGUAGAUUAGAUAUGUCUAUUGGAAAGGAACUUGAGAUUUGUGCAUUGCGAGAAUUAAAAAAAUUGCAAAGUCUUAGUACUGAUGAAAAAGCACUUGAAUAGUAUUAAAAUGAUUAAGUGGAUAAAUCAAAAACAAAAAAAGCAGCUUAGCAUUUUUUUAAUGAAAUGAAACAAAAUAUUUCUGAUGUAAAAUCCUUAAACUUUGGGAAAUUUUAUGCAACCAUAGGAUAAACAGUAUCUAAGGUCUAAAAGAUGAGCAAUUUAAAGGAAGAUGACUUAAGAGAGUAGUAGGUUAAAUUAAUGGAAGACAAGAAGGCUUUGAUUUAGUUAUAAGGAUUUACAUUAAAAAAAAUGGAGGAUUUUCUCAUAAAACAUAGUAAAUUAGUAGCCAAAAUGAAAAAAACAUUAAUUGAAGAUUUAGGCAGAUUUGCUAUUUAAAUCUUCACUCAUCUAAGAAUGAUAGUUGAUGAAACAACGGAAAAUAUCUAGAUUAUGUAAUAAAAAGAAAGCUUAGAAAAUUAAACUGAAUAAUAAGUGUUGUAAAAUGAGAAGGAGGAUACAACUUGUCAGAAUGAAGAAAUUGUAGAGGAUCUUAAUGUGAGUACAACAUCUUUGUUACUUUAAAAAUUAUUAAAAGUCUUAGUGAAUGAUUGGAAGGAAAGCGAAUAUUUCAAAGGCAAAAUAAAGAAAAUGCUACAUAAAGCAUUCAAUAAGAAGAGGGUGACUAUGCUGUCAGAAAUCACAGUAACUGAUUUAAAAAUUGCUGGAGAUCCUCCAUCCUUAUCUGAGAUAAAAGCAUUAAGAUAAGAUGUUAAUGAAUUUUUGUGUGAUUUGGAUUUAUCUUUCAGGGGAAAAAUCUAAAUUGUUUUAAAUACAAACAUCAUUAUAAAUUGGCCUAAGGAAUACUAAGUGCCUGUCGAAAUCAAAGUUACUAUCUCUACUUUUACUAGUAGGAUUAGAUUGUGCUUCGUACCCACGUAUCUUGGAAAGAGUUGGCUUUCUAUGAUAGGAUAACCAGUAAUAAAUUUAGAUAUCGAACCGACUCUCUUGUAGAAGUAUAAUAUUGCCAAAAUCCAAUAAAUUGCUGAUUUGAUUAGAGAGUUUUUAAUUGGAAAGGUAAAGUUAAUGACUUACCCGAAUAAAUUAUCAAUAAAAAUACCUUUGAGUAAGAAAUGA
Paramecium tetraurelia is the source of this 2556-nucleotide messenger RNA. RefSeq lists its product as uncharacterized. The record is from RefSeq and is a predicted model, not a curated record. Gene Ontology annotation, molecular function: lipid binding. The transcript is spliced from 7 exons. Lineage: Eukaryota; Ciliophora; Oligohymenophorea; Peniculida; Parameciidae. Gene Ontology annotation, cellular component: endoplasmic reticulum.